Messenger RNA from Perca flavescens (yellow perch), 3890 nucleotides. RefSeq names its product WW domain binding protein 1-like b (gene wbp1lb). Lineage: Eukaryota; Metazoa; Chordata; Actinopteri; Perciformes; Percidae. The record is from RefSeq and is a predicted model, not a curated record. The transcript has 4 exons. The coding region runs from base 324 to 1517 and encodes 397 amino acids.
UCCACGCAACUGAACGCCCAUCACGUUGCGCACAUGGAUCGGGUAGAGGUGACCACGCCACACCCAGUAGACCAAGGCAGAGUGCCUUUGCUGGAGGAACGGCUUGUGUAACAGCUGUAUCAGUGGCACCGACAGCAACCAGUUGCGCCAGCACCGUGCCUAGUUGAAAUGUCGAGGACGCAGAGGAGGCGGCGCAUGCAGCGGCCUCUCAGAGCGACAGGGCCCGCGAAAUAGUUGAGGAUAUUCGGACACAGUUUGUGAACAACAGUGUUUGCUUGCGUAUGUUUUUGCCGAAGCUGUAACGUUAUCUACUUUUUGGAGGAAUGAGAGGCGUAUGUUCGGCUAUUAAAAUGGGAUUGUUUUUGCACGCUGUUGGCUCUGUCAACCCCACCGAGUCCGCAGCAGACAGGAGCCUACUGCACUGUGAAGGUAUUAACAACCAGAGCUACGUCUGUGAGUCCGGACACUGCUGUGGGAAGUCUCAGUGCUGCAGCUACUACUAUGAGCUCUGGUGGUUUUGGUUGGUAUGGGCGAUCAUCUUCAUUUUGAGCUGCUGCUGUGUGUGUCACCAUCGCCGCACCAAACACCGGCUGCAGCAGCAACAACGGCAGCAUGAGAUUAACCUCAUCGCUUACCGCGAAGCACACAACUACCCCUCUGUGCCCUUCUACUUCAGGUUUCUGCCAAACUACCUCUUGCCUGACUACGAAGAGGUGGUCAACCGGCCACCGACUCCUCCCCCUCCCUACAGUGCCUUACACACAGGCCCAUCAUCAGUGGCUUCUAGUCCACUGGCUCCUGAGCAGCAGGAGAGACACUGUCCAACCAUCCAGCCCACUCCAGUGCCCCCGGUCUCUGACAGUCUGUGUUGCAGACCCAGCACAGAGGAACCACAAACCCCCACCUUAGACUUGAGGCCAAAGCCUGACAACAAGCCCAUGCAGACAGCACAAGAUUCAGGCAUGAUACUGCUGUCAGAUGGGCUCAGUAGGGAGGGACUUACCAGCCAGGAGAAAAGAAGUGAAAGUGGGGACGACUCCUGCAAGGACCACCUGCUAAAGGACCCGUCAGAGGGUUCUGCUGAGGACAAAGACCGACUCCCCAACGGAAGGAGCAGGCGAUUCACAGGUGACUCUGGGAUUGAGGUGUGUGUGUGCGGCACACGUGGGAGCAGCGGUUUUAGUGGAGCUGGAGGGACAGGCCAGGAAGGCAAGGAGUUGAGGGAGCUAGAGAGCCUGCUGGGGCACGCGGGAGACGACAAAGAGGAGGAGGAAGAGGAGGGGGAGGAGGCGGGCGACUUCUGCGACAGCUGUGGCCAUCGAGCCUCCUUCAGUGGGGAGGAGGAGCAGGCGCUGGGCGGGCUGGAGAGGCGGGUCGCACGUGGGCCGUCAGGAUCUCCUCAACCGGCUCACCAGAUAGGCAGCGCCGCGCUCCACCCUCCAGUGUGCCUCCUCCUCCACACCAUCAACGAGCAGGAGGGACCGCACCACAGCACCAGCACUGAGCCGCAGGGCUGAAAUACAGUCAGCACACCUUUUGUUUCAUAGAGGGAAGGAGAGAGAGCACUUGAGACAGAGCAUGGAGGCAUAUGCGUUUGUAUCUGAGCAAAUGUUUUAUGGCUAAAUACUUUCUGAGUGAGUAUUUUUAUGAAUGUGUGCAUCUUUGAUAAAACAGGGGUGGGAGCAGGCGGGGGAAUAUCAACUGAAUAUGAGUCGGAUCCAAAGGCUGAGAAAGCCUUCUCCUCCCCUCACUGGAACAGUGGCCUUAACCUGUGUAUUAUGACUUAUGUUUGGGCAGUUGAAGCCCUUUAACAGCCUGUGUCAAUUGAGACCACACACACACACACACACACACACACACACACACACACACACACACACACACACACACACACACACACACACACACACACACACAAACACACACACACACAGUGUCUUUCAGUUGUCCUUCUCAUGCAACGGAAGCUACUGACACACUGUCUGAAGCUGUGACGUCAGGACAGGACAUUAGGUGCCCAGGAUGAAUGCAGCCUUCCUCACCGCCUGGUGCUUGCAACCGUUCUGCAAAGCAGUUCUCUGCAGGCAGGAAACUACAGUACGUAGUGGCAAAAAAAACACAGCAGGAACAUUUUGGAUGAGUGCAAUGUGGAUUUACCACAGUGCGUGCUUAUGCAAACUGAUACUGUACAGGGACACUAGAACAAGACUGUGUGGGAUGUCCCGUAUAUACUUCUAAAGUGCUUUUCAGCGUUUAAAAAAACGCUCUGCCUUGGCUGUUUUUGUUGCUCUCUAUUUGCCCUGCUAGUGAUAGAGAAGUAUAAGUGCAUUUACAAAUCUUGACGUGAGCAGUUCCUAUUUUGCACAAAGUGUAUUUAUCUUUAUAAAUGAGCUUUUAGCUAAACAAAUCAAAACAGAAAAUGCUUUCAUUAAUUCAGUCUUAAAACGCAGUACAUGAUUUAGUGUGUUAGGGUUUUGUUACAUCUGUAAGAAAUGGACCUCUGUGGAUUGUUAUGGAAUGCAACCGAUUCACUUUGUACACAAUCAUUUUUUAAAUUAAUGAAUCUUUGUAGUAUGACUACCCAGAAAAAUGCAGAACUUUGAUGAACAAUGAUACGUUUCUUAGAGAUUAUAACUGAGAUGGGCAACUUCAGACCUCAAACUUUGGUGUGAGUCACUUAAAUAGUUUACCGCCUAAACCCACUAUACAGUAUAAAAUGCUUCUCCUCCUGUUGAGUUGACAAAUACAUCUUACGGGACUUAAGUUUUAGUUAAUUUAGUUUGGAUUAAAAAAAACACAUAGAUUCAGAUAAGGUAAUAAAAUAAGUCUGAUAGUUGUCCUUGGCUUUUCUUAAUAUCCAAAUAUCUAUAAAUAAAUAAAGAGUUUUGCACAACAGGUUUUUUGUUUUAUGGACAAACAAUACAAUAAGUUAACAAGCAAUAUUUAUAAUGAUAUAUACCAAAUAGUUCUGUUAAUGUAUCUUCUCUGGAAGACUUAGUUUGAAACGCCUUUAAGAGCUUAAAUGUUUUAAAUCCAACCUUAAUCCAAAUGUUACAGGGGCUGUUAUAGAUUAGAUGUUGAUGAUGAAUUGGCCAUGGAAAAUGCUAUGAGCGUGCUGUGUAAAACUUACAAAUUAAGUGAAAUUUUAGUUUUCCCACUCUCUGAAAUUAAUUGGAACUUGGUGAUGCUACAUUUCAUUGUCAUGCACGUGUUCUUUUUUCUGAUUUCCUCGUAGCACCCUAAAAAAUGCACACAUUGCAAUGUCUGCAAAGCACAAAUGUUUCUGUCAUUGGUCUCACAGAUUUCUAUAUAGUUGAAAAUGUAAUGUGAACUUUAUGUAUUAGCAGUAAGAUGAUUGAAUCUUACACAUCAAUGUCUGAACACACUCUAAAAUUCUUUAUAUGUUAAUGCUUUUUGUGAGCUAGAAAGUGAUAUUGUGUGAUUGUGGUACAUGUAACCAAGACAAGCUAUUUUCAUAUGAGCUGAAUCCUUUAAAAAAAUAAUGGAACUGUAUACAAUUUUAGAACCACUUUAUAUUUGAAAAUGUGUAUAAUGUUCUGUCACAUGUUUGCGAACCAAAUAGUUGCUUUCAUAUUUUUUAUGAAAUCAUUAGCUUUAUUGUUAUGGUCGGAUUUUUUUCUCAUGGUUAUUAUUUUUGUCUGUUAGAAAAAGAUUUUUUUAAAUAACUUAUCCUUAAGUUGUGUGAAGGGUUCGUUUGACUAGUAGAUAACUUGUUAAGAAGAUCAGGGGCAUCUUGCCAAAGACACGUUUUCUUUCUUCACCAGUGUGUAAGGUGGUUUUGCACAUGUCCUUUGAAUGUUCUGAUCAUAAGCCAUUUAUUACAGCAACCAAUAUGGAUGUAUUUUCAAUAAACAUGCCCUUUAAAUUCA